This is a messenger RNA of Mycena citricolor, 4160 nucleotides long. NCBI's taxonomy places the organism in Eukaryota, Fungi, Basidiomycota, Agaricomycetes, Agaricales, Mycenaceae. The record is from the annotation of a GenBank genome assembly.
CUCUGCCACUAGCUGGUGCCUCAUUGCAGUUAUCUACAGGCUUGAGGCGGGCAACAACAUCUAAAUCUAUCUAUCCCAAUCUCACCACUAUUAUCCUUCUUGGAAUCUUUGCCUCUGUGGUUGCGUGUGCCGCUUUCUUCAUCACACGCAUGCUUGGUCACCACACGAAACAAGUCCAUACGUACGGCAAGCGCCAGACCCGGAUCGUCAAUGCAGAAGAACGCUUCCCGAGGGCGCCUCCGUCCAUAUUUGACGAUCUUCCAACGCAGGUUAUGGUCCCAGUGGUUUCACGCAUGAAGCGGCGGGAGAAUACUAUUGUCGGCACUGCGACGAGGACCAAAUCUAAGACUAAACCGCCUUCGCCCAAGGUCAUCCACGUCAGCAGAAGAAGUCGCGCGUCUCCUCCUUCCCGAAAACACCCCCAGAUUCGCCGAAUAGAAGCCGGAGACGAUGAGGGACCCGCAAAACGGACACCGUCUCGUCAGCCCCUUGGCGUUCGGCCGGCCAAUACACCGCGAUCACCCCAAGUUGCACUUCCUCUCAAGUUGCGACGAAGCUCGCCGAAGAUGACGCCCUUGAUCAACAAGCAGUUUGCGCCAUACAUGGACAUCUUGGUGCUAGAUGACAUGGGAAAUACGCUGAGCCAGGAGAGGCGGGUUUCGAGGCCGACUGUGAUCAUAAGUAGUGACAGCGAAGACGAUCCCCCUGUGCAACCUAAACCAGCUCGCAGGCUACGAAAAUUAGCCCCCUUGCGAAUUGAAUCGGAUGAAUCAGAUUCGGAGGACGAAAUCCCAAUGAGAAUCGAGACACACGUCCCCAAACCACAUUUCGAUUCGACUACACGACUGAAAGUGGAAGUGGUCAUUCCUACUGCUGUUUCCAUUGCAUCACUGCCCGCGAUCCGACCACCACCAAGGCCCUCGCUCAAAUCCUCGCUCAAGUCUUCAGCUAGUCAACGACCUCGUGUCGGCUCUCCAAUUAUCAAAUCACGGCAGUUGACUCCUGCUCGCCGUAGAGGUCUUUACACUCCACCCUCGCCUCCAUCACCUUGCACCUCGCUGGAUGAAGAUCUUUCGUUUGAUUUAUCUUCGUUGGAAAUCUCCGUAAUCCCGGGAUCGGAGCAGCAUUCUGCUUCUGAGGAGGUUCCCGAGUAUCUCCAACCACUCCUGGCUGAAUGCGGUCAGACAGAGAGUGGGGUGCACGAGUUCUCUGCGUUCAUCCGAACGUUCCCUUUGGACACGUUGGUCCGAAACAGCGAUGCUCCGUCGACGUUCCGGAAAAUCGGCGAGGCCAGCUAUUCGGAGGUGUAUGGGAUUGGAGAUGUCGUCCUGAAGGUUAUCCCUUUGCGAGACGAGUCCCACCGACAACUGCGGCCCAAAGCGCGAGAAGACACUUUGGACGUGCCAUUCUCGACGGACGUCAAGGAUGUGCUCAAAGAGAUCAUCGUCACCGAUGCGAUGGGCCAAGUGUGCGACGGAUUCGUGGAUCUUUUACGGACCUAUAUUGUCAAGGGCACGUAUCCGCAAAUUCUCUUGGAGCUUUGGGACGAAUAUGAGCGGGAAAAAGGGACUGAGAGCGUUCGUCCAGAUACGUUCACGGUAUCGCAGGUCUACGCAAUCAUUGUUCUCCCCAAUGGUGGUCCCGAUCUAGAGGCGUUUAAGUUCUCCCCAAAGACACCGUGGAGGCAAGCAUCCAGCAUCUUUUGGCAGGUUGCAAAGGCUCUAGCACAUGCCGAACAACUAGUGUCGUUUGAGCAUCGCGAUUUGCAUCUGGGGCAGAUCCUUGUCAAAGACAUGCCGGUCCAACCUCCGCGGGCCUUGCAAGCUGUCAACCAGAACCGCGCGGCACCGACCAAGACAGCACCUGUGACAAUGGACUCGUCAGCAGCUGCAGUGCAAGUCACACUCAUUGAUCUGGGCCUGUCCCGGAUGGACGCCGGUGAUGGGGCUGGAGGCGAAAUGGUGCAUUGGACUCCGUUUGACGAGGAAAUCUUCGCCGGAGAGGGCGACUACCAGUUUGACAUAUAUCGCUUCAUGCGUGAUCACAACAGCGGCGACUGGGAAGCCUUCCAUCCUUUGACUAAUUCAAUGGCUCAGUGGUUACAUCACCUCGUUACCAAGCUGCUCAAGGGAAAGGGUCUGAAAGCGCCAGCUCGAAGAAAGACGAUCACACCGAAUCGGACGUCCAGCACCUUCAGCGAACGGGACUGUCAUGAGUGUUUGCUUGAUCUCGAGGAAUGGCUGGGAAGAAGUAUAUCGGCUGUUUCCGAAGUGGAAAAAGGCAAGAGCAAGGGAAGAAAGAAGAGAACGAUGCCCUCUGCUUCGAAAGUCACCCCGCCAGCCUUGCUCGAAGGUCCUAUGUGUGCUGGCGAGGUUGUUGGUUAUGCAUCGCCUCAUGCCAACGCUUCACUCUCCAUCGCCACUGGUGUAGAAGCUGUAACGAGAUUAUGGAAAAUCCCCUCACAAGACGCCGACGUUCUUGUAUCCGACCAAAACAACAUCGUAGCUGCUUUGGAAUCCAUGGAAGCGCGUGGGGACUGCUCUUCGCUCGUUGAAGAUCGCAAGACUCUGAUGAUCGCGCUCUCGAACCUCCACACGCACCGGAACGCGCUGGCGCCCGUUUCCCGGCUUUCUGCGGAGCUUCUCUCUGAGGUCUUCCUCAUACUCACCGCCUACUCGUGCGUCUCAGCCAAUCACCCGGGGUACAUCACACCGGCCGAAGCCCGCCUCUCGAUCGAAACCGUAUGUCGGCACUGGCGAUUGGUGGCGUUCGGAUGCGCUCGACUGUGGAGCAACAUUGAUUUUGGUUUCGACCCGACAUCGCGCGUCAGAGAGUCGCUUGAGCGAUCGCACGGAACGCUCUUGACGGUGCAGGCGAAUGUGUCGAUGCACGAGUCGGCGGGGGAAAAUGUGUUGCUGGUGCUUCCGGACCACCUGUUCCGCACGCAAUGUCUCGAUCUAGGGUUGACGGGCAACUAUUAUGAGCGGCUUAGGUCCGGUUUGGUUGCUCCCGCGCCCAAAUUGGAGGUCCUGCGCCUGCAUUGCAGCAAUGACACCAUCUCUCUUGCAUCAGAUGCCUUUGCAGCACACAUUCCCUGUCUGCGCCAACUGGAACUCGUGAAUUGCAGCAUUCCCAAGUGCUCCGUGAUGUUGCGUAUGCAGCUCACGUAUCUUUCUGUGUCGGAUAUUCCGCCGGAGCUUGCGUUUUCUGUCAUGGAAUGGCUCGAGGUUCUGGCUGCAUUGCCUGAACUUCAGGUGCUGACGAUUGUCUCCGCAUUCGCCAGCACCAGUCAGAGCGUGGAGAAGCAUUUGCCCUCUAUCCAUUUGCCAGAUCUCAUCGCAAUCUCUCUCGGGGGGCAUAUGUGGAACUGCACGGAGCUAUUAGUACAGCUCAACUUCCCUCCCACUCCGUGCAUUGAGAUCGAUUGUAUCUCUUUCUUGAUGGAGCAGCCGAUGGAGCUGACAUGUCUCUCGAUCUUGCUCGAGACCAUCGGCAAGCUCUUGAAGGCCCUUCCGGCUGGUGAGAGGCUGCGUGCUCUAGGCGUCCGAUGGCUCUCGAAUACCGAGCUCGUGCUGAAGGGAUCGAGUGAUGCGGAAGCCAACUUGUCGCCGGAUACCGACAGCUCGCCGGAGUUCCAGCUGUCGUUCGUGCCGAGGUCGUAUGUGUUUCCGCUACUUUCCGCGGUACUUUCGGCUUUUCCGACGUCCGGUAUCUCAAAGCUGGACAUCUCUCCUCCACCGUGCGAGUGUGAUUUGCCAAGCCCAGCGCACCUCCUGCACAUGGACGAUUGGCCUCGACUUUUUCGGUUCUUCCCCGCAGUGACCCAUUUGUAUCGAAUACGAUACGAUUUGGUGCUGUGUCUGCUCAAUUUGAUAGAGGAGGACCCGACAAUUUUCCCUGCCCUCUCUACAUUGGGCCUGGUCAACACUUCAUUCGAGACUCCCGGCGUCUUCGACACUCUCAUUCGCAUGCUACGCAGCCGUCAGCGGCCAAUCACCAAAAUCUCGUUGACGUUUUGCACGAAUGUGGCGGCAAGAUUGUCUGCUUUGAGAAAGACAGGCGUUGCAAUCGAAUGGGAUGGCAAGGCUCGCUUUGAGAGGCACAGUGACGAGGAGACUAGGUUGAGACGGAUCCGGUUUGGGUAUGCGAUUUGGGUGUGA